Molecule: messenger RNA, 1251 nt
Organism: Mesorhabditis belari
Lineage: Eukaryota; Metazoa; Nematoda; Chromadorea; Rhabditida; Rhabditidae
Source: the annotation of a GenBank genome assembly
AUGCUUUGUCGAUCUCUGCGGGUUAAUUUUUCAGGCCUCGACAGGAAUGAAUCUCAGAAAGGAAUGAACGCACUGUUUGCAAUGGCACAAUCACUUCCAAUGGCAAAGAAACAAGAUAAGAACAAAGCUUUCCAGAAGCGGAAAUUGAAGGUGGGAAAAGUACUUCGGAAGACGGCCACGACGGACACAACGUUUACCGCAAAGAAGCUGACGCUUUUGACGCAAUUGGGCGGAUCGCAACAACAAAAUCACGGCGGAAUUCGUUACGGGAUUGGUGGAGAUGAUCAAGAGGAGGAAGUUGGGCGGAUUGAAAGUUUUCGCGGCAACACGCUGGAGGUUUUGUGCAAACAGCUCGGGCACGACAACAAGACGAUGCGGAGAAGUGCCAUCAUACAAUGCAAGCAACUCUUCACGGCAAAACCCGAUGAAUUGAGGACGAACCUUCACAAAGCCAUUCCUGGUGUCGCAAAGCUCAUCGUUGAUCCACAAUGCGACCAAGCUAUUCGGCCACAACUUCGCUCGCUCAUUGAGGACAUCUGUAGCGUGUCGGAGUCAACAAUGAGCGCCCACUUCCGUCUACUACUUGCCUAUGUUCAACGCGGUCUCAGCUAUGUCGAAUUGAGUGUGCGUACGUUUUCGCUCUCCAUCCUGAAGUUAUUGAUGCAAACGUAUAAGAAUCUAUGUCGCAACGAUGAGGAGCUUUUCCAGUCGUUUAUCAACGUGCUUGGAUCACCGAGAAAGCCAGCUUGGAACACAAAGGGUUUUCUCGAAUGUGUGGCCCUGUUCUUGACGGUAUUCACAAUCGAAGAGAAACGAACAAAUUUUGGAGUCUCUGUCAUGAUUGAUACUACAAAAGAAACGAUUUCAAUACCAGUAAACUUAACGCCUUCUGGGAAUCCAUUUAUCUUGGCUCUAUCAAAUCGGAUAUCUCAACAAGCUUCACCCUUUGAAAAUCCAGAAGCUAUCCUUCAAUUUUCAACAGUGAUCGCUCCAAUCGUCUUCAUGGCUUUGUCGGAUGAGAAGGGAGGACAGUUUCUAGAGCAAACACUGGCUAUCAUUGAGAAUGUCGGCAUCAUUUUGGGGAAACAAGACAAUCGCUUUUUAUUACCCAACUUUCAAGCACGCUUGACAUCUAUUUGGGAAAAUGUUGUAAAGGCACUAGAAAAGAAGCGCAGGAGCGGCAUCAACUAUAGGCAAACGCAAUGGCUCGUCGAACAUGGACUGAUGAAAGCGGCAAAGAAGCGAGCACGU